AUGAUUUAUACGAAAUCAUUUCUCAUACUUAUUUUGAAAUUGGAAGAAUUUAUAAAAAGGUUUGCAGCAUCUUCAGAUAUCACCAAAGGAGAAAAGCCAUAUGUCUGUGAUGUCUGCGGUAAAUCAUUCGCUGUUAAUAGUUCCUUAACUAGACACAAACUUAUUCAUACAAUGGAAGACUCAUACCAUUCUGAUAAACCAUUCUCCCGCGGUGACAGAACCAAACUUUAUCACUGUGAUGUCUAUGGUGAAUCAUCUGCUGGACCUGGUCACUUAACUAAACUCAAGCAUAUUCAUACAGGGGUGAAAGAAUAUUGUGACAUCCGUGGUGUUCAUGAGAUAAAUCUUUAUCUCAUGAAUUACAUUAACUACUCACAAACACUCACACAAGGGAAAAACGUUAUCACUGAGAUCUGUGAUGAAUCCUUCACUGAAACUGAUCAAUUUACUAAAGUAAAGCUCAUUUAUAUAGGACUGAAGCUACAUCAUUGUGAUAUCUGUGGUAAAUCAUUCUCGAUAGGAGUAUUUUGA
Molecule: messenger RNA, 531 nt
Organism: Octopus sinensis (East Asian common octopus)
Lineage: Eukaryota; Metazoa; Mollusca; Cephalopoda; Octopoda; Octopodidae
Product: zinc finger protein 93-like
Exons: 3
Coding region: 1-531 (176 amino acids)
Source: RefSeq, a predicted model, not a curated record